Messenger RNA from Agrilus planipennis (emerald ash borer), 2750 nucleotides. It is a transcript of the gene Mtr4, whose product is annotated as exosome RNA helicase MTR4. Bases 115 to 2616 code for a protein of 833 amino acids. Gene Ontology annotation, cellular component: nucleus. Lineage: Eukaryota; Metazoa; Arthropoda; Insecta; Coleoptera; Buprestidae. Gene Ontology annotation, biological process: maturation of 5.8S rRNA; RNA catabolic process. The record is from RefSeq and is a predicted model, not a curated record. The transcript is spliced from 12 exons. Gene Ontology annotation, molecular function: RNA helicase activity; RNA binding; ATP binding.
AUUUGCAAACAGUUGCCGCGCUGGUCUGUAACCGCUUUAUCUAAUAGUACCGCGUUUUCACAAACAAUUGUUGUAGUUAUAAAAAUUGUAGAUAUUUUAAAAAAAUUAAAAAAAAUGGCUGAUAGUUUUGAUGAUUUAUUCGAUUGCUUUAGUGAAUCAUUAGAGGCCCAGAAAGAAACAGCAGCAGAUUUGAAAAAUGAAACAAACGAUCUUAGAAAUCAACUUAAACGUGAGUCUGAAGGCACUUCUCAGCAGUCUCAAAAGAGAACUAAAAUUGAUACUGAUGUUGACUUUGAUGACAUUAAUUUUGAAGAAUUGAGAAAUCGGAUAGUAGUUCACGAAAUAGAAUCUCCUGAAUCAUGUACGCAUGAGGUUGCCUGCCCUCCAGGUUAUAACUUUGUUCCAUUACAGUCUCGGAGUACAGAACCAGCAAAAAUUUAUCCUUUUGCACUUGAUCCUUUCCAAAAGGAGUCAAUAUUAUGCAUUGAUAAUAAUCAGUCUGUUCUGGUCUCAGCUCAUACAUCAGCAGGCAAAACAGUUGUUGCAGAGUAUGCAGUAGCAGUAUCUUUAAAAAACAAACAAAGAGUUAUUUAUACAACUCCUAUUAAGGCUUUAUCAAAUCAAAAGUAUAGAGAAUUUUAUGAUGAAUUUAAGGAUGUGGGGCUUGUAACAGGUGAUGUUACAAUUAAUCCAACUGCUUCAUGUCUUAUUAUGACUACUGAGAUUUUGCGUAAUAUGUUAUACAGAGGCUCAGAAAUAAUGAGAGAAGUUGGUUGGGUAAUAUUUGAUGAGAUUCAUUAUAUGAGAGAUAAAGAACGAGGUGUUGUUUGGGAAGAAACAUUAAUACUGUUGCCACAUAAUGUCCAUUUUGUAUUUCUUUCUGCUACAAUUCCAAAUGCGAGACAGUUUGCUGAAUGGGUUUCUCAUCUUCAUCAACAGCCUUGCCAUGUUGUUUAUACAGAUUAUAGGCCUACACCUUUACAGCAUUUCAUUUUUCCUGCAGGAGGACAAGGCAUUCAUAUGGUUGUUGAUGAAAAUGGGACAUUUAAAGAUGAAAAUUUUAAUACUGCAAUGGCAGUACUACAAAAUGCUGGUGAUGCAUCCAAGGGUGAUCAAAGAGGGCGCAGAGGAGGAGUAGCUGGGAAAAAUCCUUCAGAAACUAAUAUUUUUAAAAUUGUGAAAAUGAUUAUGGAAAGGAACUUUGCCCCUGUAAUUGUUUUUAGUUUCAGCAAGAAAGACUGUGAAUUAUAUGCUAUGCAAAUGACUAAAUUAGAUUUUAACACCACUGCUGAAAAGCAAUUGGUAGAUGAAGUUUUUCAAAAUGCGAUGGAUGUUUUAAAUGAUGAGGACAGACAUCUUCCACAAGUGGAAAAUCUACUUCCAUUAUUAAGAAGAGGUAAGAUUUUAAGAAAGUCAUUAUGGCCUUUUUCUAUUGUUAUUCAGAUUAAAAUUCAAGACGCGGAAUAUGACUGGGGUGUGAUUGUUAACUUCAAAAAGAUCACCGACAAUCCCCCCGGUCGAAAGGGCAAAACAAACACGUUGGUUACCAAGCUGCAAGUUGACCUGUUGCUGCAUGUCAUAUCUGAAGGCAAAGGCGACACUGACGGCGACGAUACGGACAAUUUGAUACCUAAACCAUGUUCUGAGGACCAGAGCGGUGAAGUAGAGGUUGUUGCAGUAUGUUCAAGUUUAAUAACUCACAUAUCAUCAGUUAGACUGUAUUGCCCAAAUGAUUUACGAUCAAGAGACAGCCGGAAGGGAAUGUUUAAAGCUGUUAAAGAAGUGAAAAAACGGUUUCCCGAUGGUUUACCAUUACUAAAUCCUAUCACCGAUAUGAAAAUUGAUGAAUCUGAAUUUUUGGAUGUCGUUAAAAAAAUUGAAAAUCUUGAGAAAAAGAUGUUCGAUCAUCCUAUGUACAAACACCCUCUACUUGCCACUGAAUACCCCAAGUACGAAAAAAAAAUUGUUGUACAAGAAGAACUUACUGUAGCUAGACAAAAAUUGAUGGAUGCCAAGUCCGUUUUACAACUGGAUGAGCUAAAAUGUCGAAAAAGAGUACUGAGACGACUUGGUUAUUGUACCAAUACGGACGUAAUUGAAUUGAAAGGGAGGGUUGCCUGUGAAUUAAGCAGCUCAGACGAGUUACUUUUAACUGAAAUGAUUUUUAAUGGUGUUUUUGGUCAACUAACGUCUGGCCAGUGUUGUGCUCUUUUGAGUUGUUUUGUUUGCGAUGAAAAAAGCAAUGAUGCCCCUAAAUUAACUGAAGAGUUAUCUGGACCUCUUCGACAAAUGCAGGAAUUAGCAAGGAGAAUAGCAAAAAUUAGCAAUGAAGCUCGUCUUACUUUAGAUGAGGAAUCAUAUGUGGAAAAAUUCAAGCCCUAUUUAAUGGAUGUAGUAUAUGCUUGGUGCAAUGGAGCUUCUUUCAGCGUUUUAUGUAAAAUGACUGAUAUUUUUGAAGGUUCUAUUAUAAGAUGUAUGCGAAGACUUGAAGAGUUAUUAAGAGAAAUGGUUCAGGCGUCGAAAACAAUAGGAAGUUCAGCAUUAGAAGAAAAAUUUAUUUCCGCAAUUAAAUUGAUCAAACGCGAUAUUAUUUUCGCAUCUAGUCUUUACCUAUAAUGUUGCGAUUCUUUCACAGAAAAGACUUUAUUCCAAGAAUUGGUAGGACGGAAAGAACUCCGUUUCUCUUCUUUUUCUAUUUACAAAUUUUGUUUUACUACCUACGAAAAUUUUUUAUUUACUGAUGUAUUGCA